This is a messenger RNA of Capsicum annuum, 670 nucleotides long. RefSeq lists its product as uncharacterized. The transcript is spliced from 2 exons. The coding region runs from base 226 to 546 and encodes 106 amino acids. The record is from RefSeq and is a predicted model, not a curated record. NCBI's taxonomy places the organism in Eukaryota, Viridiplantae, Streptophyta, Magnoliopsida, Solanales, Solanaceae.
AAAAAAAUAUAAGACAUUAAUAAUAUAAUAUCCCCGCAUUGCAUGCAAAACCACUUAAACCAAACUACAAUAAGCAACUUCCAAUUCCAAAUUGAAACAUAGAGAGAGACAAAAAAAUAAAUAAAUUAAGAUUUAGAUAGAGAAAUCUAGUAGAAAUAAAUAAAUAAAUAACUUAUAUAUCAUCGUGAAAUCACUAUUAUUACACAUUAUAUUUAUAUCAUAAUUAUGAAGUUUUUUGAUGAAUUAUCAUCGUGUUGUGGCUGUUUUUCAAAUCGCGCUCGUCGCACUAGAGAGGAGGAAGAAAACCUUGUACCUGUAGCUGUUGAAGCAUCCUCUAAUAUUAACAAUAUUAUUACGUAUAAAAGAAGGUCAAGAAGGAGACGAGGUUCAGUAAGAUCUGCAUGGAAACCAUCGCUUUUUUCUAUAUCGGAAGAUGAAGUUCAUGCAUUGCCCCCAUCGACGAAGAAGGAUUCGCGCCGGAAUAAACUCAGGUUUUCCAGGAUAACAUGUCUUGCUUCAAUGGUUCCAGCACCUUUCAUGAUGUGAUAUUUGGAAUAAUUAAUCCACCUAUGCUCCCUUUUUUCUUAUUGUAAAAAAAAAUUAAAAAAAAUUAUUAGAAUUCUUUGUAUAUUAUGUUGUAAUUUUUUUUUUAUUUUCAUUUUCAUUUUCA